AUGGCUACCCCGCCCGCCAGCCGCGACGAGUUUGAGGUGGCUCUCGUCUGUUCGCUGCCUCUCGAAUACGAUGCCGUCUCGCUACUUUUCGAUCAAUUCUGGGACGAAAAUGGCGACCAAUAUGGCAGAGCCAUUGGAGACCCAAACACUUACACAACUGGACGCUUUGGAAAGUUUGAUGUCGUCCUAGUGCUGCUACCAAAUACGGGGAAAGUCAGUGCGGCUAGUGCGACGGCAAGCCUCCGAUCGAGCUAUCCAGGGCUUAGGCUCGUAAUCUUGACGGGGAUCUGCGGGGCCAUUCCUAGUUCUGACGCUGGUGAUGAGAUUCUUCUUGGGGAUGUGAUUAUCAGCAAGACCGUGGUACAAUACGAUCAUGGCAGGCAGUAUGUGGAUAACUUUGUGCCAAAGGAUACUACACAGGAUAGCUUGGGGAGACCGGACAAGAAUAUUCGCAGUUUAGUCGCGGUUCUUGAAACAGCCCGAGAACGAGAGCGAGUUGAGGAACGGGCUGCCGUUCUCCUACAACAAAUUCAAGCUCCUGCCGCCAAAAAGCCUCGUCGCCUCAAAGCAGAUGCUUACCAGUAUCCUGGAAUUGCGAGUGAUAAGUUAUUCGAGGCAACUUACCGCCAUAAGCAUCACAGUUCGACACGAUCCUUCUGCGAGCAGUGUCAUGAAUACUCAGAUUCUGUCUGUGAAGAAUCUCAAAACCUAGCUUGCGACGUACUCGGAUGCGAUGAGAAGCAUGUUAUACCGCGACAGCGUCUUGGAACAAACCGCCAGCUAGAACAACAUGGGCCUAGUGAGGACGCCUGGGUUCCGUCCGUCUUCAUCGGUCGCUUCGGCUCAAGUGAUAAGAUGCUUCGAUCUGGCGAGCAUCGCGAUGGGAUCGCCAAGCACUAUGGUGUUUUGGCUUUUGAGAUGGAAGGUGCAGGAGUCUGGGAUGAGCUUCCGUGCAUUAUUGUUAAAGGAGUCUGUAAUUACGCAGACAGCCACACGAACAAUCACUGGCAGAACUUUGCGGCUGCGACUGCUGCAUCUGUCGCCAAAGCCCUUGUGGAAAGGUAUACAAAAACAGACAAAUCAGCCGUGGUUGAAAUCCAAAAACAACUAAAGGAUAUGAUGGAAGACAAAGAAAGCAGUGAGUGUCUUAAGGAUCUGCAUCAGACAGAUCCUCGCGACGAUAAGACGCGCAUACAGCGUACCAAAGGCAACUUACUCAAAGACUCAUACCGUUGGGUCCUUGGCCACAACGAUUUCAAGCAGUGGCGGGACAACCCCCAAUAUAAGCUGCUUUGGAUCAAAGGAGAUCCUGGGAAGGGAAAGACAAUGCUUCUAUGCGGUAUCAUCGAUGAGAUAGAGAGUUCAGCUACUAUGCAUUGCCUAUCCUACUUCUUCUGUCAAGCUACUGAGGUACAACUGAGAGAUGCGACAGCAGUGCUGCGAGGUCUUAUAUACAUGAUAGUCAUCCAACGGCCGUUGCUCAUCUCACACGUUCGAGAGAGAUACGACAGUAUAGGGAAGAAGCUUUUCGAUGAUGGAAAUGCUUGGGAGGCUUUAUCUAAAAUCCUGAUGGCCAUCUUGAAGGACGCAAGUUUGGCUAAUGUGAUUUUGAUAGUGGACGCUCUCGACGAGUGUGUCGAUGGACUGCCACUUCUUCUUAACUUCCUUUCCCAAGCGUCAAGUUCAUCACGAGCCAAAUGGAUUGUGUCAAGCCGGAACUGGCCUCUUAUUGAAGAGAAUCUCGAUACAGCUAUGCAAGGAGUUAGGCUGUGCCUUGAGCUAAACGAGGCAUCGGUUUCCACCGCCGUUGAAGCCUAUAUCAAGUAUAAAUCACAAGAAUUGACUGAGAAGAAAGGCUACGAUACCACAACGCAACGGGCUGUUGAGCAGCAUUUGAUCCUAAACGCUCAUGGCACAUUUCUUUGGGUAGCUUUGGUCUGCCAAGAACUUGAGAAUCCAAAGGUCAAAAAGCGACAUAUUCUUGGUAAGUUAAAGACAUACCCACCAGGGCUUGACACUCUAUACCAGAGAAUGUUGGAAAAUAUUCGCGACUCACUUGAUGCGGAUAUUUGCCGGCAGAUCUUGGCUAUUAUUUUAGUCGUUUACCGCCCCGUCACGUUAGUAGAGCUAGACCGGCUUCUAGACUCUCAUGAUGAUUACGACAAGGAUGACUUGGUAGAUAUUAUUGGGUCUUGUGGUUCAUUCUUAACUAUCCGAAAUGAUGUGGUUUAUUUUGUACAUCAAUCGGCGAAGGAUUUCUUGCUUGAGAAAGCAUCCGAUCAAUUUCUGGCUCCUAGUAUCGGAUACCAGCAUCAUACCAUCUUCUCAAGGUCAUUGGACGUUUUGACCAAGACGCUACAAAGAGACAUUUACGGCCUGCGCUUCCCAGGCUUCCCGAUCGAACAAGUGUCUCCACCUAAUCCUGAUCCACUGGCGCCAGUUGCAUAUUCUUGCAUCUACUGGAUUGACCACUUUAGCGACCCAGAAUGCUUGCGAGAACUGGAUCGUGAGAGCAGACGCCAGAGCGAAGACGCUGUCAUCAAAUUCGCUCGAGGUAAAUAUCUAUAUUGGUUGGAAGCUCUGGGUUUGCUGCGUGGUAUGUCAAAGGGAUUACUCGCAGUCCAGAAGCUAAAGGAGAAUGUUUUGACGCCGCACCUUGCGGAAUUGCUCGAAGACGCACAUCGAUUUUUUCUUUCAAAUAAGCGAGCGAUAGAAUCUGCUCCGCUGCAAGCAUAUGCAACGUGCGAAGAGCCGGAAUGGAUUCUCGCCAAACCACGUGUGGAAACACGCUGGCCUGCUUGGUCAACCCUACUUGAGGGCCAUACCGGUAUAAUUUAUACGAUUGCUAUUUCUCAUGACUCAUCCCUCAUAGCAUCAGCCUCAAGUGACGGCACGACCCGGCUUUGGCGAACCAGUACAGGCGACUGUGUACAAGGAUUUGAACACCCUGGAGUUGUAGUUCGCUCGAUUGCCUUCUCGCACGACGCAAGACUCUUAGCAUCCGGCUCGACCGAUUGCAAAGUGCGACUCUGGAGCGUUGUUACAAGCGAAUGCCUACAUACACUUGAAGGUUAUACAGACGAAGUGCCUUUAGUCACUUUCUCUUUUGACUCGGUUUUCAUAGCAUCGGCUUCAUAUGAUGAGACUAUCCGACUCUGGCACGUUGACUCAGGAAACUGUGUGCAAAAGUUACAGGUUAAUAGAGAGAUUCUUGCGAUUGCCUUCUCGCAGGACUCAUCGCUGUUAGCAACAGCUUUUGAAGACGGAAUGGUUCGAUUCCGGAGCGUCGAAACGGGUGAUUGUGUACGAGAGCUUCAACUUGAUGUGUUUGACGUCAUAUCAGCUACAUUCUCAUACGAUUUGGCACUCUUAGCAUCAUUAGUGCGUGCCUCGGAAAGGCAUUUGAUUAAGCUGUGGCGAAUUGAUACAGGAGAGUGUGUGCGAACGCUUGAAUGUUCUGAAUAUAUUUGUCACUUUGCUUUCUCUCAUAACUCGGAGGUUAUUGCAUCGGUCUCUAGUGACGGGAUGAUGCAGCUCUGGCGUGUCGACACAGGAGACUGUGUGCGGGUGCUGAUCAAUAGCGGUCCCGGCGAAAUUGCCCUGUCAAGAGACUUGAGUCUUCUAGCCGUCUCAUGGAGGGAUACGACCAUCCGCCUCUUUCCCAUUGAUGUAAACAGCGGUGUACAAGAAGCUGAUGCACAAAGCGACAUGGAAGAGCAAGUAAUCUCUGGGACUAGACAUGCAUCGAUUGCUUUUUCGAACGAUUCAGCGCUCGUGGCCUCCGCUUCAAAGUUUAAUAAUAUGAUUUUGCUCUGGUGCGCUAAAACGGGGAGAAGGGUGCGGGAGCUACGAGGUCAUUCAGAGGGGAUUGAGUCAAUCGCUUUCUCACAUGACUCGCUGCUCUUGUCAUCAGCUUCUGUUCAUAGGACUGUCAAGAUCUGGCGCAUCGACACGGGCGAAUGUUUGCAGGAGCUAUACCACGUCUAUGAAAUCGCUGCGGUUGCUUUCUCGCAUGACUCUGUUCUGGUGGCAUCAGCUUCUUUGGAUAAGAUUCGGCUCUGGAGCACCGACACAGGCGACUGCGUACAAAUGCUGGACACAUGGAUGGGGGAUAUGCGCAAUCGCGAAAUAGGCUCAGUCGCCUUCUCACACGAUUCAGCACUUAUAGCAUCAGGUGAUUCAGAAGCAACGAUUGAGAUUUUGAGCGUUGCUACGGGCUCAUAUGUACAGACAUUACAAUUCCAGGGCCAUAUAGACGAUGUUACUGCAAUCGCCUUCUCGCAGGACUCAACACUCGUGGCAGCUGCCGUGCAAGGUGGCACCAUUCGACUCUGGCGCGUCGACACCGGUGAAUGCCUGCAAAAUACUCAUCUCGGUGUUGUAACUAGGACGUUCCGGCCAGCUGAUAUAUCAAUCUCAAGCGAUCACUCGCGAAUUUUUACAGAAUUUGGUUCUAUUGCAAUUGAUAGCACCAAUAAAGCUGAUACAUCGAUUCCAUCUCAGUUUUCGGGCAUUGGCGUUAGAUGGGACUACAGCUGGAUUACUUGGGACAGUCACAACAUACUCAGGUUGCCGACAGAACUCGAGGCGUGUCGUUCGGCCGUAUCCGGAUCUACUGUCGCAAUCGCCUGCAGAUCAGGACGAGUGAUUUUUAUCCGUUUCUCAAGUGAAGAGCUAUCAAAACUCUCUGAUUGCAAUAAUUACAACCGUAUAGCCUAA
Messenger RNA from Trichoderma gamsii, 4719 nucleotides. RefSeq lists its product as hypothetical. The coding region runs from base 1 to 4719 and encodes 1572 amino acids. The transcript is spliced from 3 exons. The record is from RefSeq and is a predicted model, not a curated record. Gene Ontology annotation, molecular function: protein binding; catalytic activity. NCBI's taxonomy places the organism in Eukaryota, Fungi, Ascomycota, Sordariomycetes, Hypocreales, Hypocreaceae. Gene Ontology annotation, biological process: nucleoside metabolic process.